UUUCUCUUCUUCUGCAGUUCCUUUCCCUCAAGAAUUGGACUCUGCAGCUGAAGCAACAGCUGCUGCUUUCCGAAGACGAGGAAUACACCACUGGCUCGGAGGUUACAGAAGAUGAAGUCGGUGAUGAAGAGGAAGUUGUAUACAAGAAACCAGGGAAAAAAGAGAGGCCAAAGAAAUUUAUGAAACAUCCAAAGAAACAAGUGUCUUCACCCAGUGUCCAAAAGAAGGAGAAGUCGCUGGAGAAGGCCAAUUCUCGAGACCCCUCUCCUUUUAUAGUAAGCAUGCAGCAGAACAAGUGGGACGCUUCCAGAUCACUUCGAUUCAACCAGGAUGCUCAAAGAGAAGAAGAUCAGCGGAGGAUGGCCGAGAUCACGGGACACCUCAUCAAAAUGCGACUAGGAGAAGUUGACCGGACAAAAUCGAAAGAAAACAAAGAAUCGGCCGCUGGAAUUUAUGCCAGGCUGGAAGCUCAGGUCAGGGGGGCUGCGACGCAGAGCAACGCUCGCCAGAAUGUCUCAGAAAAAAAUUCAAGGACUAGGACUCGCUUUGGCCAAGGACGUCCAACGUAAAGAGCAAAGACCCCCCCACGUCUUCCAGCCAGAAGCCAAAGUACUUUUCUGCUUCCCGGUGACUACAGCUGGGUUCCAGAAUCUGGGGCCUGUCUUUUCCUAAAGCUUCUUCUAAGUGACUUAUUUAUUACUGUUGGCUAUGUAAAUUUUUCUGUCCUGAUGAAUGAAUGGAGAUUUUGCUUUUACAUGUAUGUUGUCAAUACACAAUUUCUUAUAUUAAACAGAGUGCAUUUUUCUCCCUUAAUCAGUGGUGGGUUUAUACUCUUGCACAACGAGAUCC
Pogona vitticeps (central bearded dragon) is the source of this 849-nucleotide messenger RNA. NCBI's taxonomy places the organism in Eukaryota, Metazoa, Chordata, Lepidosauria, Squamata, Agamidae. The record is from RefSeq and is a predicted model, not a curated record.